Aspergillus alliaceus is the source of this 2810-nucleotide messenger RNA. Its product is annotated as putative C6 transcription factor. Gene Ontology annotation, biological process: positive regulation of transcription by RNA polymerase II; aromatic amino acid catabolic process. The record is from RefSeq and is a predicted model, not a curated record. The transcript is spliced from 4 exons. Gene Ontology annotation, cellular component: nucleus. Gene Ontology annotation, molecular function: DNA-binding transcription factor activity, RNA polymerase II-specific; zinc ion binding. The coding region runs from base 135 to 2552 and encodes 805 amino acids. NCBI's taxonomy places the organism in Eukaryota, Fungi, Ascomycota, Eurotiomycetes, Eurotiales, Aspergillaceae.
AAAAAAAAAAAAAAAGGGCGAAAAAAAUCAAAGAAAGCCGGUCCACACCUCUAGCCCCUGCAUCUGGCCCAUUAUUCCCCUCUGACCAUAAUUAAUCACGACUAUGUGAUUGGUUGAUUUGCCAUGCUGUGAGGAUGGAAAUCAGGAGACAGUCCCGCAACGGACAUGCUUCAGACCGGACGUACCAGCGUACCUACAAGGCAUGUCUUGCCUGCCGGCAACGAAAGGCGAAAUGUGAACUAGGAACUGGCCCGGAUGGCCAUUCACUAGGGCCGCCGUGCUCCAAAUGUAGAAGGGAACAAAGAGAAUGUGUUUUCAGUGAGAAGAAGGCAUGGGAGAGACAGAAGAAACGAGGGCAUUCGGAAGAUGGUGCGCCAUCGCCGGUCAGCGCGCGUCCGAGACUGUCCAGUAAUCCCGGGAUCAGUAGGGACGAGUCACACCACACUUCAAGUCACGGUCCGAGUCCACUCAGCUAUGCAGAGCAAGACCGGGACAACGAUGAUAGUACACUCCAACCGUCCCCAGCGGACAGUAGUCAGAGGCGGCGUCAAUCCACGUCUACUUUGGCAAAUUCCAUGAUGCGCACUGUAGUGUCUAGUGGAAAUGAUGCUCUCAAUAUCCUCUUCGAGGCUGCUGCGGCCCAUAGUAAAGAACAUGGCAAUGGCCUAAGCGAAUCCAGUACGCCGUCCCGCAAUGCGCGAAGCUCGACAGGCCGCCCGAACAACUACGAGAACUCAUUGAACCAUUCCAUCGUCCCUCCGGAGGUCUUGGCCAAAGCAGCGCAGCCCGUAGAAAUAUCCCAGGCGUCUAAAGAAGUCCUCAGUGUCUGGGGAGCAUGUCGCUUUGUUCGGAUGGGAUGGUUCACUGCGAGAGAGGCUGUUACAUUCAUCGAUCUUUUUUUCAAGAAUAUGUCGCACCUGUCUCCAAUCUUAACUGAUUUCUAUGCAGACCAUAAUAACCACCGCUGGCUUGUUUCGCAUGAUCCAGUCUUAUGUUGUACUAUCUUAAUGAUAUCCUCUCGCUAUCAUCUGUUGCCUGGUGCCGGUGGUGGAUCGAGGAACUUUUUCAUCCACCAUCGACUCUGGCAGCAUUGCCAGCAACUGGUCAUGCGACUUAUAUUUGGACAGGAGAAAUCUUCGCAAUCGAAAGUCCGCAGUAUAGGGACAAUUGAGGCUCUCAUGGUAAUGUCGGAAUGGCACCCUCGAUCUCUCCAUUUUCCUCCAGAGAGUGAUGGCUGGGAUUUCGACCUCACAUCGGUUCCCCCGGAACCCCAAAGGUCAGAAGAUACAUCAACCACGAAUCGAUGGCUCGAGGAUAUGAUUGAGCCUGCAAGACGAUCGGACCAGAUGUCUUGGAUGCUGCUGGGCUCAGCUUUGUCACUUGCCCAUGAACUGGGGAUCUUCGAGAUCGACGAUAAAAAAUUGGACUAUACUUCUGGUUAUGAAGGGUUCAUUUCCAGUAACCAAAUCAAACUCCGCAGGCAGCGGGUGCAGCGGUUGCUAUAUGUAUACAUCAACCAGCUCGCAUGGCGAAUAGGUUGCGUCUCCCUUAUGCCCCAAAGCUUGAACCAUGCUAUUCUAGGACGACGGACAUCAAAAGAACUGUUCCAACCUGGCGAUGAAUGGUUAAUUUUCAUGGAUUCUUGGAUGGAUCUUACCAAGUUGGCAAAAUCGGUCACUGAUAUGUUCUUCCCAACUGUCUCCUUUGCCAGGCAGCAACUGCAUAGUGGGCGGUAUAUUGAAUUACUCGAUCAUUUUCGACCAAUACUUGACAAGUGGAAGGACGAACAUCUCCAAAUACGAUCACUCAAUAAGCAAUUCUUUGAUAUCCUCUUUAUCGAGUAUCAUUUCGUUCGAGUUUACACACACUCCGUGGGGAUGCAAGCAGUCGUAGAACGGGUGCUCGCGGAUAGCGAUCCUCAAGCGGACGAGGUCCGGGCGUUGAACAUUGACCCAAUAGACUAUGAGUACAUACAGGAAGUCAUCGACGGGUGCUGUCAGAUAUUACAAAAGGUGAUACAGAUGGCUGAGGAUGGAGUUUUACGAUUUUGUCCUGUCCGGAUAUUCCUCCGUAUCACCAGCUCGUCUAUCUUUCUCAUGAAGGCUCUCAGUUUGGGUACCCGCCAGUCGACGCUGCGAGAAUCUCUAGAUAUCCUCGAGCGAAGUAUACAAGCAUUGAGGUCGAAUGCCCUGGACGACAUUCAUUUGAGUACUCGCUAUGCUGCGCUGCUAGAAAUGCACGUAGCACGCUUGCGGCGGAACUUACUGGCAUCUUCAAAAACCGUGAAGAACAGCCAGGGAACCGCAUCACGACCUUCCAUGGGUGUUCCCUCAAGCACCGGUCACGGCAACAAUACUCCCAUGAUGGAUGUUCCGAUGCCACAGAAUAUUUCUGAGAUGGGGUUCAUUCCAUCACUCAAUGAUGUCGCAGCCGAUGAUUGGCUUUCGCUGCCAUUCGAUCCGUCGAUGGCCCCGUUUGGCAUCAGUAGCGCAGGACAAUUUCCUGCAUACGAAGGAGGAGCUUUGAACUUUAUCUGGAAUUUGCCGUCUUGAGAUCAUUUCUAAAUAGAAUACUCGCCACAUGACGUGGGAGCGUCUGUGCGUACAUAUAGAUGUAAACAUUUUUCCGCUUGAGUUUUGUGGAAGAUUUUAUUCAACCAUGGGCUAUUCUCGAGUCAGUCCAAUAAUCGAACAAAGAGAACAAGGUUUUCAUAUUCCAAUCUGUUUGCCACAUAUGCAGUAAGAAUAUUCGAGGCUACGGGAAAAGUCGUAGUUUCUUUUCACGCACGGCAAGAAAAGUUUGCUUUGAUA